AGCCUCCCACAGGCACAAGCACGGUCCAGGCUGGCAGCUGGGCCAAGUCCCGCCCGCCAAUCUGUUUUCCUCAGAGAGCCUUCCUGAACACUGCUAUUUUUAGCCCUCAUGACAAUAAUUGAUGGCUAGUGGAAAGGUAUAAAAGCAGCAGCCAGGCCUCGAAGUUUGCCGGACAGAUCAGGGAAGAGCCUUCCACUGUGAAUGGUGGCCCUCGGCACAUCGUCCUUGCUGUCCUCUUCCCAGUGAUCCCCCACUGGACACUGGGCUCUGGCUGCCAGAAGUCCCACCCUUCUUCUGAGAGCUUCCCAGGGGCUUCCUUUGGACUGAACCAUCCUUGCUUGUCCAGCCUCCUGGCCACCCUCCGACCCCCUCAUCUACAGUGAUGAGGUCCCGGCAUCUGCUUUCUGUGCCCUACCUGCCCACAAUUCGGGAGACCACAGAGGAGACGCUGUCUGGUGGGCCUGGGCUGGAGUCCCCAGCCUCCCCCACCCUGGAUGACUAUGUGAGGUCCAUCUGUCAGCUGGCACAGCCUACCUCUGUGCUGGAUGAGGCCACAAUCCUGGGCUGACCCAGGACAUCCCACCAGCUGGGCCAGGCUCUCGAGAAGAGCUGCCUUGCCACAUCCCUACAGGACAUCACUGCCCACUUCAGCGGCCAGCAUCCCACACUGCCAGAAGCUGACACUGUUGACCCCCUGGACUGGCUCUUUGGGGAGUCCCAGAAAGAGUGGUCAAGUCCGAAGAACCUGUCGAGGAGGACCAGGCCCUGUGCUGGCUCUUGGGGUCUGCAAAGACAGAUGGACAAUGGCAAGGCCAGGGGGGGCCCCAAAGGGAGGCUCUGUGAAGCCAGGGCACCUGGGCACCCUCUGGCACAACCACGACGGGACUCACACCUAAUGAGUCAGACUUAUGGGCAGCCUGGCCAGGCCAUGGCCUCUCCACGCAACCCCCGCCCCAGCAGUGUCCUCAGAACUCUCUACUCUCUACUCCCGGUGAUCCACGAACUCUGAACCCUCCCCAAUAAAGACUUCCGUAAAGAGCAUGCUGGGUUCGCAUCUACUUCCCCUCCCUCCAUGGUGGACACUGUACCUCAGGGGUCUGUAGAGGGCUUUGUAUUUUAAAGGAAUUGAGGUGUUAUUCCAUAUGUUCCCCACGACAACCCUGUCAGGCAGGUGUUUAUAACCCUCUGUUAUGGAUGGGAAACACAUUUGUGGGAGGGAAAUACUUUUCUGUAUGGGCUGCCUGCUUUGGUAAUUCACAUUGACCUCCCCCGCAGCACACUAUGAAUAGUGGUAACAGUGUGUCUCACAUGAGAUGUUAUUGUCUCAUUUCUCUGUUCUUUACUGGCUGUUCACUUUGAAUAAGUUUCUUAA
This is a messenger RNA of Nycticebus coucang (slow loris), 1372 nucleotides long. It is a transcript of the gene DEPP1, whose product is annotated as DEPP autophagy regulator 1. Gene Ontology annotation, cellular component: mitochondrion. The record is from RefSeq and is a predicted model, not a curated record. Gene Ontology annotation, biological process: regulation of autophagy. NCBI's taxonomy places the organism in Eukaryota, Metazoa, Chordata, Mammalia, Primates, Lorisidae. The transcript has 2 exons.